Molecule: messenger RNA, 960 nt
Organism: Penaeus indicus
Lineage: Eukaryota; Metazoa; Arthropoda; Malacostraca; Decapoda; Penaeidae
Product: FERM and PDZ domain-containing protein 4-like
Exons: 7
Coding region: 1-960 (319 amino acids)
Biological process (GO): signal transduction
Cellular component (GO): cytoskeleton
Source: RefSeq, a predicted model, not a curated record
AUGACACGGAAUGUCCGCUCAGAGUCCCUCUACGAAACUUACACAUUGGUCAAUCUUGAUGGCAAACGUACAAACUUCAAUUCGAGCGAGUCAACAACGCCCUUCAUGCCCAACGUCCUGAAAGUGUUCCUGGAAAAUGGCCAAACUAAGUCAUUCAAAUACGACUCCAGCACGACGGUGGGCGACGUGCUGGACUCCCUCCACCAAAAGCUGGGCAUUAAGUGCCCCGAACACUUCUCGCUGGUGGUAGAACAUGUCAAGAGCCUCAGAAGGAAUAAACUUACCAUCUUAGACCCAAAGGAGACACUCUCCAGGAUUGCAGCACGUCCAGGCGCUCAGCAUCUGAGAUGCCUGUACCGUGUGACCUUCGUCCCCCGAGAUGCCUACGAUUUGCUGAGAAAGGACUCGAUGGCCUUCGAGUAUCUUUACCUCCAGUGCUGUAAUGACGUGAUCCAAGAGAGAUUUGCGCCUGAGCUCCAGUUCGACGUGGCACUACGGUUGGCCGCCCUGCACAUCCAGCAACACGCCCUCACCAACAACAUGGCUGCCAAGGUCUCGGUCAAGACCAUCGAAAAAGACUGUGGAUUAGAGCGUUUCGUGCCCUCGUCGUACGUAGACUCUAUGAAGCGAAAAGAGCUCCGGAAAAUCCUCUCCCACUUCUUAAAACUGAACUCAAACUUAACGGCGCCGGGACAGAAGCAGCUGACGGCGCUCCAGGCGAAGCUGCACUACCUCAAGAUCAUUUCGGAGCUGCCGUCGUACGGAGCCAAAUGCUUCUCCACCAACAUGAAGGAUACCAACAUGGAGACUGUCAUAUUGAUCAGUCCAAGAUUUGGCAUCAGUCAGAUAACUGGAAUUAGGAACAGCAUGCCAGCGUUGCCCCUGGCCAAAUAUAGCAGCGACUUGGCGGAAGAGAUUAUCUUUGAUCCCGCCGGAGUUAAGGUCCAUCACAAGCGCUGA